AUGUCUGCGAAACAGGAUAAAAGCGACAUAAACGGUAUCGAGAACAAACUGAGAGCGGCUAAUAAAGCAGACCUUAACGCGAAUGUAUUACCUUCUGAUAUUGACGUUCCCGAUGGGGGAUACGGAUGGUUUGUUCUUCUGGCUUUUGUUCUAUACAAUUUCUGUACUUGGGGAGCAAAUUCCGGUUAUGCUAUCUAUUUGGCAUAUUACUUAGAUAACAAUACGUUUGCUGGCGGAGAUAAGUUAGAUUAUGCAGCUAUUGGUGGGUUGGCAUUCAGUAGUGGACUUUUAUUUGCUCCUGUUAUAACAUGGCUUUACCAUGUAUCUUCGGUUCAAGUCAUUAUUGGCUUGGGGAUUUUGCUUCAAGGAGCAGCUCUUCUACUAGCAGCUUUCUCUACAAAUCUCUGGGAGCUUUAUCUAACGCAGGGCGUCUUGAUUUCAUUUGGCUUAGCAUCUAUCUUAAUACCUAGCAUUACAUUGAUCCCGCUGUGGUUCAGAAAGAAAAGAUCACUGGCCUCUGGGAUAGGAACUGCCGGAAGUGGCUUAGGAGGUAUCGUAUUUAACUUAGGGAUGCAAAGUAUUCUAGAAAGAAAAAGUGUUAAAUGGGCACUUAUCGCUCAAUGCGUUAUAUGCACAUCACUUAGUGUCAUUGCACUUACGUUAACUAGGACAAGAACUCAAGGCACAAGCCAGCACAAAAAGUACAAGUUUAAAUUGUUAGAUUGGGAUGUACUCUCAAAUUUCGGGGUUUGGUUGCUUUUCGGGUUUGUAUCGUGCGCUAUGUUAGGAUACGUCGUUCUUUUAUAUUCCCUAUCUGCUUUUGCCAUGAGUUUGGGCUAUACAAGCAAGCAAGGCUCAUACGUAUCAUGUAUGGUGAGUGUAGGCUCUUUGGUAGGGAGACCAAUCGCAGGCUAUAUCGCUGACAAGUAUGGACCAUUGACAGUUGGUAUGAUAUUGCAUCUUGUCAUGGCUAUUCUCUGUUGGGCUAUGUGGAUACCAUGUAAAAAUCUGGCCACUGCGGUAGUCUUUGGAUUGUUAGCCGGUUCUAUUAUGGGAACAAUUUGGCCAACAAUUGCUUCUAUUGUUGCACGCAUUGUUGGUCUCCAAAAACUAGCUGUUACUUUUGGCGUCACUUGGAUUUUUAUUGCCGCCUUUGCCUUAGUCGCUCCAAUAAUUGGUCUGGAGCUUCGCACGACUGACACAAAUGGAAAUGAUUAUUACCGGACCGCAAUCUUCGUAGGAUUUUCGUAUUUCGGUGCGAGUUUAUGCCAGUGGUUAUUGAGAGGAUUUAUAAUAGCUCGAGACCAAAUUGCUGUGAGCGAGGGUUAUUCGACUGAUCAAAACGAACUACAUAUAAAUGUUAAAAGUUCACAUUUCAGCAAAUGUCUCUUCCGUUACCGACAAUUACCAAGGAGAGUUUAG
Saccharomyces eubayanus is the source of this 1422-nucleotide messenger RNA. RefSeq names its product Mch2p (gene MCH2). Gene Ontology annotation, biological process: transmembrane transport. The coding region runs from base 1 to 1422 and encodes 473 amino acids. The transcript has a single exon. Gene Ontology annotation, molecular function: transmembrane transporter activity. NCBI's taxonomy places the organism in Eukaryota, Fungi, Ascomycota, Saccharomycetes, Saccharomycetales, Saccharomycetaceae. The record is from RefSeq and is a predicted model, not a curated record.